AUGGCUCCUAGGACUUCUUUGUUUCAAUUGGAGGCAGCAGGGCGACAUUAUUGUGAAGAUCAUUGGGAUGCUCUCAAAGAUCAGCAUAACGAAAUUAAUUAUCUUGAUUUAUUGCAGUAUUGUUUCUCUUCUGCAUAUAUGCUGGCACUGUUGCAUGAUGUUCUUGGGAUUGCUAUGAAAGAGAAAAGGGUUGGAUUUGGGAGCCAGAAGAUUAACACUAAUGUAGAUUGGACACUUGGAUCAUUCAUAAUUGAAACAACGGCAGAACCCCUUGAACUGGAACAUAUAAAUACAGGGAUGAUUGUAGGGAAUGAAUCAGUCACAUAUUUUUCAUUAUUUGCAUUCCUUUUCUUAAUCAUACUUGCUGCAUUCUUUGUAAUGCAAUGGAGAAAGCCACAAUUGAAGACGGUGUACGACCUUGAGAAGGGACAGUAUAUUGUUACAAGAAUACGCAGGUGA
Messenger RNA from Sphenostylis stenocarpa, 459 nucleotides. NCBI's taxonomy places the organism in Eukaryota, Viridiplantae, Streptophyta, Magnoliopsida, Fabales, Fabaceae. The record is from the annotation of a GenBank genome assembly.